Nicotiana attenuata is the source of this 987-nucleotide messenger RNA. RefSeq lists its product as uncharacterized. Lineage: Eukaryota; Viridiplantae; Streptophyta; Magnoliopsida; Solanales; Solanaceae. The record is from RefSeq and is a predicted model, not a curated record. The transcript is spliced from 4 exons. Bases 192 to 830 code for a protein of 212 amino acids.
UGUGUGGAUGACAAAGCAGCUUGUUUUGGCUGCCUCUCUGACAUUUUCACUGCUUCACUAGGAAGUAGUACAUCCUCUCUUCUACCUCAUAUGAUAACCAACAACUGCUGAAAAGAGAAAAAUAUAGUACAAUAUGCUUGAUCGUUCUGAAAGCAUAUAGACAAAUUAAUAGACUUGGCUGGCUGCGAAACAUGGCAACAACAGGAGGUUCUAUUUCACUUUCCAGCUUCCCAUCACCAUCUUCUUCAUUUAGCCGUAGAGCUAAACCCAAUUCCACACUACUGCAUGCUGAUUCUCUUGAACUAAGACACAUCAAAAUGUGCAAAUGCGCCAACCUGUUAGUCCCUUCUCCUAGAAACAUUGCCUGCUUUGCAGCGCAAGAAUCAUCAUCUUUAACUGUUGCUGCUGAAACCAAGGAGAAGAAAGAGUUAGCAGAGACUGCUGAAGAAACAGCUCCAGCAAAACCAAAGCCAAAGCCUGCAGCAAAAGCUCCAGCCAAGUCUCUACCUCAGAUGAUGGAGGAGGAUGUUAUCCCGUCCCUGAAAACAAUUAUUGAAGCACAAGACGAUAUCUCUGAGCUCGAGUUAUCGUUUAAUGACGACAAGUUGGAGGGUUCAUUUUCAAAGAAGGGCAAUCCAUAUUCAUUUUGGGCGUUCUUUCCUGAUGGACUCACAGGUGCUAAAGGUUUCUCUUUGUCUUCCUAUGGUUCCGGCCCGAGCACUGUGGAACCUUUUCUCGUUGAUGAGAAAAAGAUAACAGCAAAGCACGUUGUAUUCUGGGUUGAGAAGCGCUUGGCUGCUCAAGGCAUUAUUCCUGUCUGGAAUGAAUAAUGUCUUGGCAAUGUAUAUUGCCUCUUACUUUUCUCCCUUCUCUUCUUUCUUUAAGGGUCCAUAACAGCAUGCUGUGUAUUCCAUUUAUAUGUUGUCAACCCUUGCUCUUCCUCUUCCAAUGUGUAUUAAUAUAACAAAUGUACACUUGCCACGAGAA